UCCGCCUGCUUCUCCGGGUCAGUUCCUUCACACCGUGUGAUUGUGUGUCUCUAUGUGUGUGCGCGCUCUUGUACGUGUGUGUACUGCUGUCAUCACAGAUGUAUCCCCAGCUGUCACUCCACCCUGCUCAGUCUCUCCUUCUCUCUCCUCCCCACUUGGUGCUUUCUCGAUUAUUCAGCGGACCGCCGUCUCGGUUACACGCAGCAGCCGUCUCCCCUUUGCUCCUCUGCGGUGCUUCCAUCAGCUCCGGAAACUCGGCACCAUGCAGGGAGAAGGGGGCUGAUGCCCAAACGGCGUCCUGCAAAGAGCUUGCCUGCCUGCCGGCCAACUGCCUGCACUGGAUCACUGGGAUACUCACCAGAGGGUUUGGCAGCAAGUCUGAAAAGACUCCAUCCUAGCCAGAGAACAAUUAACCAGAUUGUUCUGCCUGCAACAGCGUGCGCCAGCCUGGCUGGCAGGCACGAGACACCGUGGGGAAAACAGUGACCAUCAUGUUGUCUCUGAGUGGAGGCUACUGGUGGAGAAAUACACUUUCUGUGAGAUGGAGAGAAGCUAGUCUGCUUGCCUGUUGGCUUUCAUUCUGUGCAGCAGAGUCACUUGCCAUUUGUCCCUCCUCCUGCAAAUGCAACAGCGGUACUCUGGAAGUGGACUGUAGUGGUUUGGGCCUUUCAUCCAUCCCUGUGGACAUUCCUACAAACACCAGGACCUUCCUUUUCCUCAACAACCAACUAAGCACCUUGCCAGGACAAGCUUUUUCCAAUCUAUCUGCUCUCCGGAGACUGGAUCUUUCAAACAACUUCUUAGACCAGCUUCCUGAAAAUGCUUUCAGAGACUUAGUGAACCUCACUGAGCUACAGUUGAGGAACAAUAGCAUCAGGAGUUUGGACAAAGACCUUCUUCAGAACACCGCUCUUCUGCGUCAACUGGACUUAUCAAUCAAUGGCAUUGCUCAAAUCCCUUCUGGCAUCUUCGAUGAUCUGUCCUCUCUCCGCUGGCUCUCCCUCAGGUCAAACCGCCUGCAAAAUUUGGACAGGGUGACCUUUGAGCCAUUAGUUAGCUUGCAGCAGUUGCAAGUGGGAGACAACCCCUGGGAAUGUGACUGCAACCUGAGAGAUUUCAAAUAUUGGAUGGAAUGGUUCUCUUAUCGAGGAGGAAAGAUAGACCAGCUGGCCUGUACCCUGCCUAAGGAGCUGCGGGGGAAGGAUAUGCGCAUGGUGCCCAUGGAGAUGUUUAACUACUGUUCCCAGCUGGAGGAUGAGAACAGCUCUACGGUUCUGGACAAUGUUGGCCCUCCUUGCAGCAAAGGAAGCACGACGGCUGCCAAGGCUAAAACAAGCCUGGAAGCAGAUGAGGAGCCCACAGUGGGUUGCCCCCAGAAACAAAGAUACAGGCCCGUCAGUGUGCGCAGGGCAAUUGGCACAGUCAUCAUAGCUGGGGUGGUUUGCGGCAUUGUGUGCAUCAUGAUGGUAGUGGCAGCAGCAUACGGCUGCAUCUAUGCAUCUCUCAUGGCUAAGUACCACCGGGAACUGAAAAAGAGGCAGCCAUUAAUGGGAGACACGGAAGGUGAGCACGAGGAACAAAAGCAGAUCUCUUCAGUGGCGUGAAUCUUUCUCGGAAAACCAGGGAGAGAAGGAAACAGGACGCAGGAGAGUCUUGAGCCCUCACAUAUUCUUUUCAGACAUACCAAUGUACUGUGCAGCUGUUUUCAUUCACCAAAUUAGUCAAACACACGUCUGAGUUCAGGCCAGCCGCCUCCGACUUCAGUUCCCCUCCUUCCCUCUGCCCUCAUGUACUUCCAAGCAAAUAAACUGUAGUCAGACCUCAA
Molecule: messenger RNA, 1825 nt
Organism: Heteronotia binoei (common prickly gecko)
Lineage: Eukaryota; Metazoa; Chordata; Lepidosauria; Squamata; Gekkonidae
Gene: LRTM2
Product: leucine rich repeats and transmembrane domains 2
Exons: 4
Coding region: 492-1604 (370 amino acids)
Cellular component (GO): plasma membrane
Molecular function (GO): protein binding
Source: RefSeq, a predicted model, not a curated record